ACUUUCCACCCACCCACUCUCACUCCACCCUGAAAGUUCUCCGAGUCGAGCUUCGCCAUAACCGCGUCCGGUGCGGGGGGAUUCCAAAUGGGAGAAGCAAUCAUGCCGACAUCAUCCACUGAACAUAUAACUCCAAAUAUCAUCCGGCUCUGCGAUCGCUUGUGAAUAUAUAUAUAUCAAAGAUGCCGCCCAUCAAACCUCAGUCGUCAUUGGUUCUCUUACCGCCGGCGCCAAGCUCCCCGACAUAUGAGAACCUGAAGGCCGCUUACAACACGACAUUACUCACUAUUCUACGUGAUGCAUCUCUCAAACUUGAUGGCACGGGCGGUGGAGCUGUGUUGGAGAUAGCCCUGCCUUGUCCUCAUUUGUAUGGUCAAGAAGACGCGCCUCGCAGCACCCUGUACGAACCUACACAACGACUGCUCGCAAAUCUGUAUAAGCUGAUCUGCGUCGUCUGCGCGAGGGGCUCAAUCAACAUAGAAGAUGUAGAUGGCGUCGACGUACGCUUGAUUCUCGUAGCUUACCCCCGCAAUGGCAAGCUACACCAUGCACAGUCAGGAUCGCCCGAGGCAGACGCGGAGGGUCCAGUUGUCACUAUUCAGACUUUAGCACGCAGUGGUCGGGUAUGGAACAUGGUAUACGCCGUAGAGACUGAAGCAGGCGAGCAGAUCCUACGGCAUUUCACCACAUUUCAUCGCUCAGUGGCCCAGGUCACAAAAGUACGAGGAGGAAUUGUGCAAGUGCUUCCGAAAGAUGAACUCAACGCAUCAUCAGUGGCAGCAUCAGAUGGCCAGAAGAAGCGCAAGCAUGCCUCGGUGGCCGUCGGAGGGACGUUCGAUCAUCUUCAUAUUGGUCACAAGCUACUUCUGAGCAUGACAGCCUUCAUGGUCGAUCGCGCAGCCGACACGCUAGACGCGACGGAGCAAGAACAGGAUCGAACGAUUAUCAUUGGCAUCACAGGAGACGAGUUGCUUCAAAACAAGAAAUACGCCGAGCAUCUGGAGAGUUGGUCUGCCCGCCAGCAAUUCGUGGACGCGUACAUGCGCUCCAUCCUGGACUUCUCGGCGCAUGGCCAGCACUUGAUCAGAGUAGACGAGCGGACGGAACCUGGUCCGAACGGCCAUGUUGUCCAUGUUACAUUGCCGUCUGGCCUGGUGCUUCAGUACGUGGAGAUCUGGGAUCCGUUUGGCCCGACGAUCACGGACCAAGCGAUCAGUGCGUUGGUGCUCUCAGGUGAGACCAGGCGAGGGGGAGCGGCAGUGAAUUCGAAGCGGGAGGAGAAGGCGUGGCUUCCGCUCGAGGUGUUUGAGGUAGAUGUACUCGACGCUGAAGAGGAAUUUGCAGCAGAGGCAGCAGCAGCACAUGGGUCGCCGAAGGGUGGACAAGACACGUUUCAGAGUAAGCUUAGUAGCACAGAGAUUCGCAAGAAGUUGAGCGAGAAGGGUGCAGGAAGGAAUAAGAUGUAAUAGUAGAACAUAUACCUCGUACCAUCUGCAGCAUAAAUCUAAAUGACAGGCAGCCCUGGAGUGGGUCUGGAAGGCUUGGCCUGUUAAAAAAUGGUGCACCUUACCGGGACUUUUUUUAUCUGAUAUUCUCCGACAUGCAGAUAUGCACGAUGUAUGUAAAGCAAAAUGACGGGGCUGUAAGGUGAUAAUAAGAGCACAGAUAUGGACAUUCGACAUGAAAGACGAUGCACGUUAUAUUCACGGGAGCAGAAGAAACAUGUGG
Pseudovirgaria hyperparasitica is the source of this 1728-nucleotide messenger RNA. RefSeq lists its product as uncharacterized. The record is from RefSeq and is a predicted model, not a curated record. Gene Ontology annotation, molecular function: dephospho-CoA kinase activity. NCBI's taxonomy places the organism in Eukaryota, Fungi, Ascomycota, Dothideomycetes, Acrospermales, Acrospermaceae. The coding region runs from base 183 to 1466 and encodes 427 amino acids. Gene Ontology annotation, biological process: coenzyme A biosynthetic process. The transcript has a single exon.